This is a messenger RNA of Pomacea canaliculata, 1245 nucleotides long. RefSeq lists its product as uncharacterized. The record is from RefSeq and is a predicted model, not a curated record. The coding region runs from base 440 to 1222 and encodes 260 amino acids. The transcript is spliced from 2 exons. Lineage: Eukaryota; Metazoa; Mollusca; Gastropoda; Architaenioglossa; Ampullariidae.
AAGUAGGGAAAAAAUCAGUAGCUUUAAAUACAUUAUCUUUUAUCCCCCUAACGAUCGGAGUUAUGCCACAAAAUGUUUCUUUUUUGUGUCUUCUCUUCUUGAAAUAUCAUUGUUACAUUUAUUACAAGGAUGGUUGCUUUUAUUUUUUCCAGUUUUUAUUAAUAUUUACCUCGCACAUUGAUCUUGUUGGUCAGCUGUAUUAAUUGCUCAUUUGUUGUUGUUGUUGUUCUUAUUAUUAUAUAAUAGAAAGAUUAUUACCCAAGAGAUUUUGCGCAGGCAGCUUUGUUAAGAUUUCAUUAAUACUUUUUCGAGACAUAAUAUUGUUUCAUUCUUUCUUGCUUUGAGACUAUCUUAGAUUAGUUAAAUAUAUUUUAAGCAAGCCUUUAAGAUUUUGUUGUCAAUAAUUCUACCUGCUUCAAAUGUUGCUCAUUAAAUUUCAAUGUUUCCACGGCGACAAACCGUGGAUUUCUUCUGCAUCGACCACCGCCGAGCUGUGUGUGCCUCCUGUUGCAUCAUCAAGCACAGAGAGUGUUCGGAGGUCAGAAAGAUGAAUGACGAAAUAGCUUUAGCGGAAAAUUCUCUGAAGGUUUUGACCAUCAGACUCGUUAAUGGGGAGCAGACACUGGAGCGCGCGAUAGCUCAGCUGGAAGCUCGUGUCCGCGACGAUUACCUCAGCGAACUAGAAGACAUAAAGCAAGCGAACAUUGCGUGUGACCGCCUGCAGAAGCUGGUGGAGGCUACUCGUGACAAGAUAAAGGAGACGAUCGGGUCAUCGCAUUUCAGAGCCAUGAAAUCCCUGCUAAGUGUCAAAGGCUCGCUGUGCUCACAGUUGUCCAAGCUGAAGGCUCACAAGCAAGUGGCGAUGCGAGCGACAACAGUUGCAGCGAGGCCUUCACUGAUCUACGCCAACGAGGCUCUGACAGACAGGGUCAACAACCUUGACCUCAACGCUGACUUUGAAGUGGAUGUGAGCACGAAUCCCUCGAUGAACAUUAGAGGCUGCGAAGAGCUCGUCAGACGGGUGGAGAAAGAACUGGCGAUGAUGGGGCAACAGACUAAAGCACCUGAGCACAUGACAACUGACUUCUGGGUUACCUAUGGGGAUCUUCUGGUUUGUGUAGGCACUGCAACUCACCUUCCACGCCAACCGCGGCAACAGCAUCCUGCUAACUCACGACAAGAAGACAGCAGAGCGGGUGGCUGCGGACAACGCUGUCUUUAGCAUGGGCGGCGUUGUGGUGUCGU